This is a messenger RNA of Maylandia zebra (zebra mbuna), 11708 nucleotides long. RefSeq names its product RAB44, member RAS oncogene family (gene rab44). Gene Ontology annotation, molecular function: GTP binding; GTPase activity. NCBI's taxonomy places the organism in Eukaryota, Metazoa, Chordata, Actinopteri, Cichliformes, Cichlidae. The record is from RefSeq and is a predicted model, not a curated record.
GCUCCAACAACAUGUACUGAUACAGUUUAACAUCUUGUUCAAUAAAUGUUUUUCCAAGGUGAGUUUUCUGUAACAUUUGCUUUGUUUUCAUAGUUGCAUACACUAGAACUAAAAAGGCAAAUGCUGAAAAUGAACCCGUUUUAAAUUCAGGAAGUACUAUAGUUUGCUGCAAAUGUAGCCCACACAGGAAGCUUGACACAGUUGCCAUUGAAACACACCCCCAUGUGUGAAAUGUAACUCCUAUUGAACAGAGGCAUGACUUGACAUAACACAGCAGCUCAUGCUGUGACACGAGGAGUUGCCAGAUUUCGGUGGAGAAAGGAUUUCAAGUCAUGUCUUCGCAAAAUGCAAAGAAAAAGCGACUUGGGUCACGACGAGUGGCACAAAGCCAAAAUGAAGUACCUAAGGCUGAUGAGUACCAAUUAACAGAAGCUUCCUCUGUGGCACAAGGCUACGCAGCAGACGAAAGUACUGAAUCUUUAAAUGUUUUAUCCAGCCGAGAGGAUUCUAAACCAGAAACUCGACAUCCACCUUCAGCAGAGGUCAAGUUUAACCGGAGAAAAAUUGGGUCUAAUCGGCGCAGUAAAGGAAAGCAGUUGGUAAAUGAUUUAGAAACUGAACCUUACCGCAACCCUGGAAAGGAACUUGAGGAAAAAAGCAGGGGUAAUGAAACCUUUGAAACAAUACAAACGCCACGGGCAGUGGAACUUAAGCAGCAGGAAGAAUUCGGUCAAGGAAGUGAUCAUGUGUCUGCACUAGCUAAGGACUGUUCAGAAAGUACACAUGAUAAAAAUUCUGAGGGUGAAAUGGAAAUGUUAACUCCUGAAAUCAAUAAUCUGCAAGAGUGCAACCCUUGUAGAAAUGAAAUCAAGCUUGAAGAGAUUGACAAAUCUGACAUGCAAAGUGAAGAAAUCAAAGAAAACAUGCAUCCUGUGGCUCAACAGUCAUCCAGUGACGUGCCAGAUGAGGAGCCUUCAACUGCGUAUUCUGUAGCAGAAAUACAAAGUACAGAAAGCGAUGACAAGAAGAUGCUCAGGCAGGAUGGAAGGUUACAGGGUAACAACUUGGUAAAUGAGUCACAUGUAGAAUUUGAAGCUUUAGAGGCAGUCACACCAAACAUAACCACAGAUAAAAACAGCCCGGAACAAAAUAUUGAAGUCGUGUGCAGUGCUGAGCAGGAAACAUUUUCAUCAUCAAAAGAGAAGUUGACUGCAAAUGAGGAUCCUUGUAGCUUAUCUGAAGUUAGAGAAGCAUGGCAAUCAGAAAGUGCUAUGAAUAAAAUACAUGAAGUGAACAUUAAGCCCAUAGAAAUACAGGACAUGUACCAAAAUCAGUACUCCUUUAAAAUUCAGGGUAUUGAUAUCACGGAAAAUGCUGUUACUUACUCUGAAAAACCAGAAGACCAAACUGAGAUGGAUACUCACUCAUCUGACAUGAAAGUAAAAAACAAUAUAUUUCACACAGAGCAGGAACAUCUUAAUGAAAAACAAUAUGCAUAUCCUACAAAUAACAGACAUCCGGAGAGCUUACAGGACGAAAAUGAGGAUAUUCAGAUGUAUGAUUCCAAGCAACAAGUGAUCACUGACAUAGCAGUUAGUCAGUUGGUAGCCACUGAAAUCAGCAAUGCUAUCAAGUCUGUUGAUGAUUCUGUGUCAAAUAAUUACAAACAAAGUGAGCAUCAAAGAAAAGAAGGACAUUUAGAAACUCUAAAUGAGGAGAAUGAGGACAGUGAUGUUGAUAUGAGAAAUGGUUCAGUACAAACUAUACCAUCUGAAGUAAAUACUCUUUUGGAAUCCCAACUUGAAAGCAAUAAUGUGACUUCAAGUGAGCAAACCCAUACUGUCUAUGACUCCAUUGGGAAAAGAAGAAAAAUGGGAUCCACUCGAAGGAGUAAAGGAAGACAGUUGACAAUUGGUGAUGAAACCCCUGAAACAACAGAAAUGUCAGCAACAGAGGCUACAAGACCUGAAGAAUUACUGCAAAGAAACGAGCAUGUUUCUGUGUCUGUGCCACAUGACAGCUCCAUUUUUACAGUGUCUACACCUGCUUAUUUUCCUGAGGUCCAGAAACCAACAGCAACAAGCCAUCUUGAGAUUAGCUUGAACAGUUUAAUUCCUCAAAGUGAAAACCUUCACGAAAAUCAAGAUGAGCAAGAUUUUAAAGUGGUUUCAGAUAAACCAUUGGAAUCUGGGAUGGAAGAAGUGGAUGAAUCUGAAACUGCUCUGCGUGAAGAGGUCAAAGAUGCCAAUCACUCAGAUGAAACUGUCAGGAAAAUGCAUGAAGAUGAGGUUGAAAGAACAGAAAUUCAAGAAGUGCUGCAGAAUGAUUUCUCAUCUGAAAAUGUGAUUGAUGAUGCCACAGAAAACUCUUCCUUUACUUCUGGAGACUUAGGCCAAACUGAAAAUAGCAACACUUACCAGUUUCAAGUGAUGGUGCAGAGUCCUGAUGAAUCUGUAACCAAAGUGGAAGUUUCAACUCCUGAUGACAAACAACCUGAACAGCACUUUGUGACUCAAGAAAACGAGGAAGGUGACAUUUCAGACGGAAAAGGUGGUGGAGUCUCUCCACAAUCUCCAACCUCAUUAACAACUCCACCUUUUGAGUCCCAACUUCAGGACAAUACUGUGAGCACAGAUAAGCAAUCGCAUGCGGUCACCGAAUCCAGGGGAAAUAGAAGAAAAAUGGGAUCCACUCGUAGAAAUAAAGGAAGACAGCGUGAUAAGGAAUUUAAAGAUGAAGAUGCAAUUGGUGAUGAAACCCCUGAAACAACAGAAAUGUCAGCAACAGAGGCUACAAGACCUGAAGAAUUACUGCAUUUAAUUUCUGAAAGUGAAAACCUUAAGGAAGAUAAAAAUCAGACAACCUUUAAUGUGAUUUCAGAUAAACCAUUGGAAUCUGUGAUGGAAGAAGUGGUUAAAUCUGAAACUGCUCUCACUGAAGAAGUCAAAGAUCCUCAUCACCCUGAUGGCAACCAAGCUAAACAGCACUUUGUGACUCAGGAAAUCAAGGGAGGUGAUGUUCCAGAUACUAAAGACAGUGGAGUCCCUCUACAAGCUGAACUCUCAUUAGCAACUCCACCUUUUGAGUCCCAACUUCAAGAGAAUACUGUGAGCACAGAUAAGCAAUCCCAUGCGGUCACCGAAUCCAGGGGGAAUAGAAGAAAAAUGGGAUCCACUCGUAGAAAUAAAGGAAGACAGCGUGAUAAGGAAUUUAAAGAUGAAGAUGCAAUUGGUGAUGAAACCCCUGAAACAACAGAAAUGUCAGAAACAGAGGCUACAAGACCUGAAGAAUUACUGCAAAGAAACGAUCAUGACGUUUCUCUGUCUGUGCCACAUGACAGCUCCAUUUUUACAGUGUCUACACCUGCUUAUUUUCCUGAGGUCCAGAACCCAACAGCAACAAGCCAUCCUGAGAUUAGCUUGAACAGUUUAAUUCCUCAAAGUGAAAACCUUCACGAAAAUCAAGAUGAGCAAGAUUUUAAAGUGGUUUCAGAUAAACCAUUGGAAUCUGGGAUGGAAGAAGUGGAUGAAUCUGAAACUGCUCUGCGUGAAGAGGUCAAAGAUGCCAUUUACUCAGAUGAAACUGUCAGGAAAAUGCAUGAAGAUGAGGUUGAAAGAACAGAAAUUCAAGAAGUGCUGCAGAAUGAUUUCUCAUCUGAAAAUGUGAUUGAUGAUGCCACAGAAAACUCUUCCUUUACUUCUGGAGACUUAGGCCAAACUGAAAAUAGCAACACUUACCAGUUUCAAGUGAUGGUGCAGAGUCCUGAUGAAUCUGUAACCAAAGUGGAAGUUUCAACUCCUGAUGACAAACAACCUGAACAGCACUUUGUGACUCAAGAAAACGAGGAAGGUGACAUUUCAGACAGCAAAAGUGGUGGAGUCUCCCCACAAUCUCCAACCUCAUUAGCAACUCCACCUUUUGAGUCCCAACUUCAGGACAAUACUGUCAGCACAGAUAAGCAAUCUCGUGCGGUCACAGAUUCCAGGGGAAACAGAAGAAAAAUGGGAUCCACUCGUAGAAAUAAAGGAAGACAGCGUGAUAAGGAAUUUAAAGAUGAAGAUGCAAUUGGUGAUGAAACCCCUGAAACAACAGAAAUGUCAGAAACAGAGGCUACAAGACCUGGAGAAUUACUGCAUUUAAUUCCUCAAAGUGAAAACCUUCACGAAAAUCAAGAUGAGCAAGAUUUUAAAGUGGUUUCAGAUAAACCAUUGGAAUCUGGGAUGGAAGAAGUGGAUGAAUCUGAAACUGCUCUGCGUGAAGAGAUCAAAGAUGCCAAUCACUCAGAUGAAACUGUCAGGAAAAUGCAUGAAGAUGAGGUUGAAAGAACAGAAAUUCAAGAAGUGCUGCAGAAUGAUUUCUCAUCUGAAAAUGUGAUUGAUGAUGCCACAGAAAACUCUUCCUUUACUUCUGGAGACUUAGGCCAAACUGAAAAUAGCAACACUUACCAGUUUCAAGUGAUGGUGCAGAGUCCUGAUGAAUCUGUAACCAAAGUGGAAGUUUCAACUCCUGAUGACAAACAACCUGAGCAGCACUUUGUGACUCAAGAAAACGAGGAAGGUGACAUUUCAGACAGCAAAAGUGGUGGAGUCUCCCCACAAUCUCCAACCUCAUUAGCAACUUCACCUUUUGAGUCCCAACUUCAGGACAAUACUGUGAGCACAGAUAAGCAAUCCCAUGCGGUCACCGAAUCCAGGGGGAAUAGAAGAAAAAUGGGAUCCACUCGUAGAAAUAAAGGAAGACAGCGUGAUAAGGAAUUUAAAGAUGAAGAUGCAAUUGGUGAUGAAACCCCUGAAACAACAGAAAUGUCAGAAACAGAGGCUACAAGACCUGAAGAAUUACUGCAAAGAAACGAUCAUAACGUUUCUCUGUCUGUGCCACAUGACAGCUCCAUUUUUACAGUGUCUACACCUGCUUAUUUUCCUGAGGUCCAGAACCCAACAGCAACAAGCCAUCCUGAGAUUAGCUUGAACAGUUUAAUUCCUCAAAGUGAAAACCUUCACGAAAAUCAAGAUGAGCAAGAUUUUAAAGUGGUUUCAGAUAAACCAUUGGAAUCUGGGAUGGAAGAAGUGGAUGAAUUUGAAACUGCUCUGCGUGAAGAGGUCAAAGAUGCCAAUCACUCAGAUGAAACUGUCAGGAAAAUGCAUGAAGAUGAGGUUGAAAGAACAGAAAUUCAAGAAGUGCUGCAGAAUGAUUUCUCAUCUGAAAAUGUGAUUGAUGAUGCCACAGAAAACUCUUCCUUUACUUCUGGAGACUUAGGCCAAACUGAAAAUAGCAACACUUACCAGUUUCAAGUGAUGGUGCAGAGUCCUGAUGAAUCUGUAACCAAAGUGGAAGUUUCAACUCCUGAUGACAAACAACCUGAACAGCACUUUGUGACUCAAGAAAACGAGGAAGGUGACAUUUCAGACAGCAAAAGUGGUGGAGUCUCUCCACAAUCUCCAACCUCAUUAGCAACUCCACCUUUUGAGUCCCAACUUCAGGACAAUACUGUGAGCACAGAUAAGCAAUCUCAUGCGGUCACAGAUUCCAGGGGAAACAGAAGAAAAAUGGGAUCCACUCGUAGAAAUAAAGGAAGACAGCGUGAUAAGGAAUUUAAAGAUGAAGAUGCAAUUGGUGAUGAAACCCCUGAAACAACAGAAAUGUCAGAAACAGAGGCUACAAGGCCUGAAGAAUUACUGCAUUUAAUUCCUCAAAGUGAAAACCUUCACGAAAAUCAAGAUGAGCAAGAUUUUAAAGUGGUUUCAGAUAAACCAUUGGAAUCUGGGAUGGAAGAAGUGGAUGAAUCUGAAACUGCUCUGCGUGAAGAGGUCAAAGAUGCCAAUCACUCAGAUGAAACUGUCAGGAAAAUGCAUGAAGAUGAGGUUGAAAGAACAGAAAUUCAAGAAGUGCUGCAGAAUGAUUUCUCAUCUGAAAAUGUGAUUGAUUAUGCCACAGAAAACUCUUCCUUUACUUCUGGAGACUUAGGCCAAACUGAAAAUAGCAACACUUACCAGUUUCAAGUGAUGGUGCAGAGUCCUGAUGAAUCUGUAACCAAAGUGGAAGUUUCAACUCCUGAUGACAAACAACCUGAACAGCACUUUGUGACUCAAGAAAACGAGGAAGGUGACAUUUCAGACAGCAAAAGUGGUGGAGUCUCCCCACAAUCUCCAACCUCAUUAGCAACUCCACCUUUUGAGUCCCAACUUCAGGACAAUACUGUCAGCACAGAUAAGCAAUCUCAUGCGGUCACAGAUUCCAGGGGAAACAGAAGAAAAAUGGGAUCCACUCGUAGAAAUAAAGGAAGACAGCAUGAUAAGGAAUUUAAAGAUGAAGAUGCAAUUGGUGAUGAAACCCCUGAAACAACAGAAAUGUCAGAAACAGAGGCUACAAGACCUGAAGAAUUACUGCAUUUAAUUCCUCAAAGUGAAAACCUUCACGAAAAUCAAGAUGAGCAAGAUUUUAAAGUGGUUUCAGAUAAACCAUUGGAAUCUGGGAUGGAAGAAGUGGAUGAAUCUGAAACUGCUCUGCGUGAAGAGGUCAAAGAUGCCAUUUACUCAGAUGAAACUGUCAGGAAAAUGCAUGAAGAUGAGGUUGAAAGAACAGAAAUUCAAGAAGUGCUGCAGAAUGAUUUCUCAUCUGAAAAUGUGAUUGAUGAUGCCACAGAAAACUCUUCCUUUACUUCUGGAGACUUAGGCCAAACUGAAAAUAGCAACACUUACCAGUUUCAAGUGAUGGUGCAGAGUCCUGAUGAAUCUGUAACCAAAGUGGAAGUUUCAACUCCUGAUGACAAACAACCUGAACAGCACUUUGUGACUCAAGAAAACGAGGAAGGUGACAUUUCAGACAGCAAAGGUGGUGGAGUCUCUCCACAAUCUCCAACCUCAUUAGCAACUCCACCUUUUGAGUCCCAACUUCAGGACAAUACUGUGAGCACAGAUAAGCAAUCCCAUGCGGUCACCGAAUCCAGGGGGAAUAGAAGAAAAAUGGGAUCCACUCGUAGAAUAAAAGGAAGACAGCGUGAUAAGGAAUUUAAAGAUGAAGAUGCAAUUGGUGAUGAAACCCCUGAAACAACAGAAAUGUCAGCAACAGAGGCUACAAGACCUGAAGAAUUACUGCAAAGAAACGAGCGUGACGUUUGUCUGUCGGUGCCACAUGACACCUCCAUGUUUAAAGUUUCUACACCUGCUUAUUCUCCUGACAUACAGAGCCCAACUGCAAAGAGUUAUUCUGAGAUUAGCCUGGACAGUUUAAUUUCUGAAAGUGAAAACCUUAAGGAAGAUAAAAAUCAGACAACCUUUAAUGUGAUUUCAGAUAAACCAUUGGAAUCUGUGAUGGAAGAAGUGGUUAAAUCUGAAACUGCUCUCACUGAAGAAGUCAAAGAUCCUCAUCACCCUGAUGGCAACCAAGCUAAACAGCACUUUGUGACUCAGGAAAUCAAGGGAGGUGAUGUUCCAAAUACUAAAGACAGUGGAUUCCCUCUACAAACUCGACUCUCAUUAACAACUCCACCUUUUGAGUCCCAACUUCAGGACAAUACUGUGAGCACAGAUAAGCAAACCCAUACUGUCACCGAAUCCAGGGGAAAUAGAAGAAAAAUGGGAUCCACUCGCAGAAUAAAAGGAAGACAGCGUGAUAAGGAAUUUAAAGAAGAAGAUGCAAUUGAUGAUGAAACCCCUGAAACAACAGAAAUGUCAGCAACAGAGGCUACAAGACCUGAAGAAUUACUGCAAGAAAACAAGCAUGAUGUUUCUCUGUCUGUGCCACAUCAUGAAAAGUCCUUUAAAAAUCAAAAUGACGGAGAUACUAAAGUGAUUAAUGAUAAACCAGUGCAGGCUGGGAUGGAAGAAGUCAAAAAAGAUCAGCACAUAAAACUUUUAGGGCAGGAUGGAAAUUUACCCAGCAAUAUUUUGUUAAGUGGAACAACAGAUUGUACCAUUGCAGUUGAGAUAACAACUGACCAAACCAGCCCAAGAGAACGCACUGAAGUUGAAUGCAGUGUUGCACAAGAAACAUUUUUAGCAUCUCAAAAUGUGUUGACUACAAAUAGGGAACAACAUGAGCAUUGCAACCCAAUUGAGGUCACCAAAGCUAAGCAGUCAGAGGGUGCAUUAAUGCAUCAGACUGACUGCAGCGCAAGUACAGAGAGUCACCAAACAUCCUUAUCUGAAACAAAUAUCUCUUUGGACUUCCACCAUCAGGAUAAUUCUCAGGACAUUACAGAAAUUCACACACGCCUCAGCCAUACAGGGAAUAGAAAGAAAAUGGGUUCAAGCCGAAGAAAUAAAGGAAGACAGGGUGUCAAGGACCCUGAUGCAUACCAGGAACCUAAAGAUGACAUUUUAGAAAAACCCACAAGUAAUGACAAACUCAGAACAAUUGACAUGUCACCAGCAACAGAUAUAACAAAGGAGGAAGAAGAAAAAGACCUCAUAUCCAUUGACAAAGAAGUGCAGAUUAGCUCAACAGCAAAAGAAGGCAAAAAUAAAGAAAAGUUGUCGGAGGAAGAUGCAUUUUUCUCACAGAAUAAUAUGGAUAGCAAUACAGAUGGACUUCUCAAAUCUAACAAAGAUUUCAAUGAGGAAAAUAAAGUUGUUCAAGAUGCUAUGAAUUUAGAUCAGCUUACAGGAUGUGACACAAUUACAAAGCACCUGAUGCAAUCACCACAAGCCUCAGUUUGUGAAAUUCCCUCAGACAUGCAGCAUACCUCAUAUCAUGCUGGCAUCGAAGGCUCUAGCUCUCUGAAGGUGCUUGAUAAAGAAGAAGCGUUGGAGGCAAUGGAUGCAAGCAACGGCCAGCAAGAACAAACUCAAUCAGGUAACAGAAAUACUUUCCAAAUAAAUCCACAACAGAAGAAGAGAAAGAUAGGUUCUUCUCGCAGGAGUCAACUCAACAGAAAAAAAGAGGAAGAAACAGACAACACAGAUGAAACCAAGGAAAGUGACUUUCACACCGAAGCUGACGUGAGGAAUACUGACAAGUUGGACGUGGUAGAGUUACCGUUAACUACAGAUAUACCACAAAAUGAAACUGCACAACCGUUAUUCUCUGCUGUUCAUAAACAACAGGAAGCUGCUGAAACCUUUUCUGUACCAAGCAGUACAGAGAUCAAUGUGAUACCAGUAGUAGAAGAUUUUAAGGCCCCUCUUCCUGAACAGUUUUCCUCUCUCCGUGAAGAAACUAUCAGUCUGGUUACACGCGUUAUCACAGGUGGUGUAAGAGAAGUUAUUGUGGAGCCGCCACAGCUAGACAAUUUUACAAACACUGAGACACAAAUAACCACUGUGGUCACGGGUAGAAGCAGACGCUCCAUAAAUCAGCUGCUGCCCCCAAAUACCGAGGCUGCCACAGACACUGGCAUAGCAGAAGAGAGCUUAGUGUCUUUUGGUGAGGCCAGGCAAAAUACACAUAGCGAUGAGGAAAGGCCAGAGAGCAUAAAAGAAGUACAAGAUCAAGAUGCUAGUGAGAAAAAUCCAAGCAACUUGAAUGAAGGAGCUCAUAAUAAAACUCAAGAGAUGAGGAGUGAAAGUCCAAAUUUACAUUUGAGCAACCGGAGAAGAAAGAUGGGCUCCACCCGCAGGAAUCUUGGAUCCAGAAACAAAGAAGAGCUCCAUCAAAAACAGGAGGUGGAUAACGAAGCGAAGGAGACUGGAACAGACAUCGGGGAAACUGAAAGUGUCUCCAGAAUCAAAGAAGAAGCACUUCAGCUUCACACAGAUCACAAAAACAAUGAUGGCGAACAAGGAAAACAGAAAGUAUUUGAAACAGUGGAAAUCAGCCCUCCGGGUCAGUCUAAAUUCAAACCUCUGCCUGAGCAAACAGUUGAAGCGAGGCCUGUUUCCCAAGACCAGCUAGCAGAAACAGAACAUCACACUGCAAAUGACCUCCUGUCUACAUCCUUAAAAGAUGAUUUUGUGUCAGAAUCAGCAUCUGGAGGGAGGAGAAGAAAAUUGGGAUCUAACCGAAAGUCCCGUGGACAUCAGCGUAUAGAAGACAAAACAGGAGAGGGCACAAUAAUAGAUGAUCAAAGUGGGACAGAUGCCAGAAUUUCAGAGGUUGGAAAAUGUGAUAAGAAACCAUCAUCAGGCCUCUCAAAGAGUGAAGAGCACUCAGAGACUGUGAGUGAGAAGACUUCAGCCCAACCUUGUAAUUCUGGAAUUUUUCCUGUUAAAGAGAAUCAAACAUUUUCUCUGGUUGGUAAUCCGGGAGUGGUAGACUCCAAAUCAAAGCGCUACAAUGUGGUAAUGAUUGGAGACAGCAGUGUGGGAAAGACCUCCUUCAUGAAAAGAGCUCAAAGUGGGAAGUUUUCUUUAGAUAUACCUUCCUCAAUUGGCCUGGAUUCGCUGAUGUGGCCUGUUGUAAUAGAUGGAAAGCCUAUGAUACUACAGCUAUGGGACACAGCAGGUCAAGAAAGGUUUCACAGUAUCACCAAACAGGUCUUCCACAAAGCCCAGGCCUUUCUCUUGAUGUAUGACAUCACCUCCACCAAUAGUUUUUCCGCAGUCAGUUACUGGGCAAACUGUAUUCAGGAGUCUGCUGCUGAAAAUGUGACUGUUUUGCUUCUUGGAAACAAGAGCGACUGCUCAGAACGACGGGUUAAAACUCAUCAGGGGGAAAUUCUUGCUAAGGAAUAUGACUUUGAGUUUAUGGAGUGCAGUGCUGCCACAGGUGAAAACGUGAUCCAGUCUUUGGAAGUUGUAGCCAGGAAGCUGAGUCAAAGAAUUGACUCAAGAGAAGAAGCCACAGUGUUGCACAAAGAGCCAGAACAGAAAAAAAGCUCAAGAUGUUGCUGAACAAAUGUGUUUGUCUUCAAAAAAAAAGAAAGAAAAAAAAAACAAGUGGUGAAAUCCUGAAAACAAGAACACGCUGUACUCAUCUGGCUUUCUUGUAACUCAGUGCAUUAUAUUUUAUUAUUUGCAGUAUUCAGUGUUGUUAUAUUUAGAUAUAAAAUUAUUUCUUCAAAGGCCUUAUAUUAGAAUAUUAGUUUAUAGUUAGUAGUGACCAAAGUUAUAUAGUUCAGAAAGUGAAGGCUUUUUCAGUGUUUGCUUAAUAGCUAUCCAAUAAUUUAAUACAUAUACAAGCUUACUGUAUUUAAUUAUAUUUGCACCGUGUGUGUUUUAUCUUGCAAUAUAACAAUUUUUGUGCAAUAUUGUGCAACUUCAAAUAAUUUCAAAUCACACGAUUGACAUUUUUCCAGAUGAAGCUGUAACAACUAAAAUCACAAGUUUAAGAUUUUAUGUGCAAUUUCACAAAGUUCAUCUCUGUUGUUGUACAUCGACUAAAUGUUUAGUCUACACCCUCUUCACUUUAUGGAUUUACUAUACUGAAAUUUAAUGUAAAUGUGUAUAUAGUAUGAUUAAUUUAAACAGGAGAAUACCCCAUUCAGAUAUUACCAGAGAUCAAGAUGUGACCGAGAGCAAAUCUAGUACAGUGGUAAAUAAUUAUUAUAGUAAAUAUAUAUUAAACAUAAUUAUACUUGCUUUUUUGUGAUUUUGUUUAGCCUUUCUUCUAAGUUGGCAUUCAUCUUAAUUCAGUCAUCACAACUGUCAGAUCUGACACAUAAUUAUGAAUAAACAUUACUCCCCUAUAAUUAUAGUGCCAGGGACAUGAUCAGCAGUUAUAUAUGCAAAUGUAUUUUUAUGUUCCCGUGCAUUUCCUUUGUGACCAAGUACCUUUAAACCAAUUGUUUUAAUGGCGUGUCACAUGAUUAAUAAAUCUCCAGAUAAACAACG